Perkinsus marinus ATCC 50983 is the source of this 370-nucleotide messenger RNA. RefSeq lists its product as hypothetical. NCBI's taxonomy places the organism in Eukaryota, Perkinsozoa, Perkinsida, Perkinsidae. Gene Ontology annotation, biological process: maintenance of protein localization in endoplasmic reticulum. The transcript has a single exon. The record is from RefSeq and is a predicted model, not a curated record. The annotation marks the transcript as partial. Gene Ontology annotation, cellular component: endoplasmic reticulum membrane.
AAGUCAGAUAUGGCCAGAGUUGCUAUACUCGCAGUAACCACUACAAUAUUUAUGAGGUAAUUAUCAACUACUACUACUGUCAACGUCACCUUAUUAUUAUUGUCAUCACUUCUUCUUUCAACAGAUACGUCGAUUUUUCAACAGUUUAUCAUUAUAUAAGAGGGCAAUCUAUGAUGAAGUUAUAUGUUAUGUUUAAUACUCUUGAAACAUUGGAGAGGUUAGUCCGACACUUGGGUUCAGCAUUCAGUGAUACUAUGUUGGUAAGGGCACUUGCUACUACUACUACUACAACUAGUGGGGAUAAUAGUAAUGACGAUAAUAUUAAACAUGAUGAUACUACUUUACAUGAUGCUGGUGGAUUACUAUUGUU